AUGGUUGCUAGUUGCAUGAUAGCAUCGAUAGCGAGGAAUGCAUCACAGCCGGGUCUAUCUGUCUAUCACGUAGCUUCCUUAAAUGUAGACCCAUUGAAGUACACUGUGAUUGUUGAUGCUGCUUAUGCCUACUUUUCAGAACAUCCGUGCACAUCUAAGAAUGGGAGGAUCAUACUCUACGUUGUUGAUAAGCUUCUGCUAGGGUACUUCAAGCUGCAGCCGCUCUACACUCUUUUGCUUGAGAAGUACAAAUUUGCAUUGAAGCUCGCUCGAAUCUACGAACCCUUUCUUUUCUUCAAGGGAACGUUUGACAUCUCAAACACGGAACAUUUGUGGAAUGAAAUGUCAGAGAGAGAUCAGGAGAAUUUCAAGUUUGAUGUUAAGAGCAUAGACUGGAAACACUAUUUCCUCAACUGUCAUAUUCCUGGACUCGUGAAAUAUGUUAUGAGAGGAUGA
This is a messenger RNA of Cryptomeria japonica (Japanese cedar), 456 nucleotides long. RefSeq names its product fatty acyl-CoA reductase 3-like. The record is from RefSeq and is a predicted model, not a curated record. NCBI's taxonomy places the organism in Eukaryota, Viridiplantae, Streptophyta, Pinopsida, Cupressales, Cupressaceae. Gene Ontology annotation, cellular component: intracellular membrane-bounded organelle. Gene Ontology annotation, molecular function: alcohol-forming very long-chain fatty acyl-CoA reductase (NADP+) activity. Gene Ontology annotation, biological process: long-chain fatty-acyl-CoA metabolic process; suberin biosynthetic process. The coding region runs from base 1 to 456 and encodes 151 amino acids. The transcript has 3 exons.